GAGGUGAAGGCUGCUCACCACCCUUAGCGUCCUUCAACCACCGAUAUUCAACCCACUGUUUGUCGCUCCAGGAUCGCUUGAGAACAUAACGAAAAUGGCACCAUUAACUAGCUCCCUCGUCGAAUACUCCGAUUCGGAUUCUGACGGCUCCCCCCCAGCUAAAAUGGCCAAAACAACUUAUCUAACCCCAGCUAACAAAUCGCCUACUUCCACUUCCAAGUACUCAAAAGCAUCCUCAUCCAAUUCGCUACCCCCACUUCCUUCGCGUUUCCAUGAUCUCUAUGCCGUUGCUCCGAGGGUAGGCCAGCAAGAUGAUCCUUCGCUUCAUGGUGGAAGAAAGAGGUCCAUUCCGCAUAUUCAGGGGAAUUGGCCGACUCAUAUUUUUAUUGAGUGGCAUCUGUCGCGCUCAGAAUUUGAUGUCCUCAAUGGUGCCUAUCAUACCGCAUCCACCAUUACUGCCACAGCUGGUGUGAGGCUUGAGAGCCAUCUCAAAAGCGAUCUAGGCAGCGAACAACCGCUACAUUUAAGCUUAAGCAGACCCAACAUUCUUACCACUGCACAGAGGGAAGGUUUUUUGGAGCUCUUGAAAGACAGGCUCGAUAAGACUAGAAUCAAGCCAUUCUCGGUAGAGUUUACAGGCUUUGAAUUUGUGAGCAAUAAUGACCGAACACGCUGGUUUUUUGUCUUGAGAGCUACCAAGGGGGAUGAUGCACAGCUCCCUCGUCUACUCCAAUUGGCUAAUCACACCUUUGAAGCAUUUGAACAACCGCCACUAUACACGGAAAAUGGCGACAAACUUGAUGGUUUCCAUGUUUCUCUCGCUUGGAGCCUUACGGAGCCAGACAAAGACGUGAAAGCUGAGGUGUUUGAGGCAUUGAAGACUCAUGCUUGCUGGGACAAAAUCUUUGGUAAAAGCGAAGUCGAGAGACUGAAAUUGCUUAUCGAUGCCAUCAAGGUCAAGAUUGGCAACAUUGUGCAUAUAGUCGAGCUAGGGAAGAAGGAGAAGCAAGGCGAAGCCGGGAACCCUAAGAAGAGGAGGGCUUCUUAUGACGUUCACGAGAAGCGCAAUACUUGAAGGUGGACCCUGAUUUUCUGGGGUGAGUUAGUUACAUAGGAUCCAUUUGUGCCUAACAGCCCAUAAUGUACGGGAUGUUCGGUCAGGGGGGAGUCUUUAAUCAAUUACAACAUUUUUUGUCAUGGA
Messenger RNA from Tuber melanosporum (Perigord truffle), 1201 nucleotides. RefSeq lists its product as uncharacterized. Gene Ontology annotation, molecular function: 3'-5'-RNA exonuclease activity. The transcript is spliced from 4 exons. Gene Ontology annotation, cellular component: nucleus. The coding region runs from base 95 to 1075 and encodes 326 amino acids. Gene Ontology annotation, biological process: U6 snRNA 3'-end processing. NCBI's taxonomy places the organism in Eukaryota, Fungi, Ascomycota, Pezizomycetes, Pezizales, Tuberaceae. The record is from RefSeq and is a predicted model, not a curated record.